AAGAAAAAACAAAGAAAGAAAGAAACAAGAAGGAGGUCGCGCGACGCGGAGCCUCACACAGUACCUCCCCAUCGGAGACUUUACUCUCAGCUCUCAUCCUCGCCUUCCCCUCACCAUUCGCCGCCUUUCGCCUCGCCGUCUCACUCGGUGGCACCACUUCUCUGUCCUUGUUUCUCUUGUCGGCUUCAUUUUACAGUUCCAACUAGCCUUUCACAAAUGACGACACUUCAACCCUUGCUCCGUAAAUCUUCUCAGUUCUCUGUAUUUCUACGCUCAUUUGUCACUUCUGCAAAGCCUUCCCACCAUAAUGAUCACAAAAAGAACCACAAAUUCCUCGAACCCAACUCCUUCAUCGGAAGUUGGGAGGCUCCCAAGGACCCAAAGGAGGCGGAGGCUAGGCUUGCCCAGCUUAGAAGAGACUAUGCCAAGCAGGUCAAGGAGGUUCGCAAGGCAUAUAUCCAGGAGAUGGAGUUCAUGAGGCUCGAGAAGCAGAGGAAGGAUGAUGCUCGGAGGGAGGCCAUUAGGGUUGCUAAUGAAGAGCGUAAGAAGCUUAAGGCUGAGGUUGCUAAGGUCAAAGCUGAAGAACGCAAGAUUGCCCUGGAAGAAUUUCGACAAACCCUUUUAAAGGAAAGAGCAGAUAAACUUGAAACAUGGAGGAGGAUGAUGAGAAAGCAUGAAGAGAAGAAAAAAGAGAAGAGAGAGUUGUUGCACAAGCAAAGUUCAUUGUGGGUUGAGGAACCUGAACUGGAACAAAGGAUACUGGAAGCUAUGGUCGAUACAAAGCCACUUUGAGUCCCUUGCAGUUCCUUAGUUUGAAAUGCAUGGAACCUUUGUUUUGCAGUUUGUGGAAUCUUGGUCGUUUGUCCCAAGCAACCUCUUAAAGCGGUUUGUGCAUCAGAGUACAGAUUUGCAUUAAGUGGUUCGGCUAUAAGGUGCAUGAUGUAUGCAAAUAAAGUUCAUGUCUAUGCUUAUUGGAAAUUUUGGAUGUUAUGGUACCAUUUUUGAAGUGAUUUAUUCAAAGAGGUUCCAGUAAA
Molecule: messenger RNA, 1034 nt
Organism: Prosopis cineraria
Lineage: Eukaryota; Viridiplantae; Streptophyta; Magnoliopsida; Fabales; Fabaceae
Product: protein PXR1
Exons: 3
Coding region: 217-792 (191 amino acids)
Source: RefSeq, a predicted model, not a curated record